Molecule: messenger RNA, 733 nt
Organism: Zingiber officinale
Lineage: Eukaryota; Viridiplantae; Streptophyta; Magnoliopsida; Zingiberales; Zingiberaceae
Exons: 3
Coding region: 123-542 (139 amino acids)
Source: RefSeq, a predicted model, not a curated record
AAAAAGACCCGCUUCAGAAAACGAACUAGGGCUCAGUCGACCACUAUUUUGAGGCCCGGAUCCAUUCCCUGUCGCCGGCCGCCGGAGCUCCUUCUCUUUUAACUGAGGAUUGAGCGGAUCCAAUGGAGGGGGAGGCUUUGGGUGGGGAUGGAGGCUCUGGGGACCUCGAAGAAUCCGCCCCCUCGAUCGAGAAGAAGGAUUUCAGGAAAGGGAAGAGGAAGAGGUUUCACCAAGCGCUCCUCAAUCUCUACCUUCCUCCUUCGCCCCCGCGGUCGCCGCCACCUCGACUGCCUCAAAUACCUGUGGAAGAGCUAGUGCCUCUUGUUUGUGGGGAUUUGGAUUCAAAUUUUGACCAAGAUGUAGAUAAUAACGGAAGUGAAAGCUCUCAGGCUCUUGCAGAUGACCUUGUACCCAAGAAACUCACAAGGGCUCAGAGAAAGAGGCUUAGGAAAAGGAAGUUGAAGGAAACUGCCUCAAUUGGAAGAAAAAUCAUUGGACCUUUGUUGCCAUCCAAUGUCCAAUAUGUGAACGAACUUGAAUGACUAACAUACUAAAUAGUUCCUUCAUGUUAUGUACAGCUUGUUAUAUUAACUGAUUUUCUUCUGAUUACAAGCUUAGAUGACUUUUGUUUGCAGAAUUUGUAGGAUCUCAGGCUAUUUUAUUUGUCUCAUGCAGAGUCUGACUCCCAUGAUAAAUAAAUCUGUAAUGAGCUGAAGCUCUGAUAUUAUUUGCC